Molecule: messenger RNA, 414 nt
Organism: Anopheles darlingi
Lineage: Eukaryota; Metazoa; Arthropoda; Insecta; Diptera; Culicidae
Exons: 3
Coding region: 1-414 (137 amino acids)
Biological process (GO): sensory perception of smell
Molecular function (GO): odorant binding
Source: RefSeq, a predicted model, not a curated record
AUGGCGCGGUUCGUGACGCUUCUGCUCGUGGUGAUCCUGAUCGCUGGUCCAGCCCUGUUGCCCGGUUGUCUCGGACAAGAUGUGAUCGGAGCUUAUCUGAGGUGUCGCAAUGAGUUCGAUAUUGAGGCGACCGUAUUCGAUGCGGUCCGGGCCGGUGACUUCUCCGUUCGCAGUCCACUGGUUGAGUGUUUCGGCGAAUGUUUGGUGAAGCGGGCCGGCUUCAUGAACGACGAUUUCACCUUCAACCGGGACACGAUCAUGCGCUUCACCAAUCGGUUCGUCUCGAAGGAAAGCUCGGAGGAGGUGUUUAACCGAUGUACCGGGAACGUCAUACCAACGUACUGUACUACCGCGUUCGAGGUAUACCAGUGUAUCUACGAGCACGUCAACCAGAAGUGGAACGAAGGCAAGUAA